Messenger RNA from Brassica napus (rape), 2428 nucleotides. Its product is annotated as pentatricopeptide repeat-containing protein At3g56550-like. The coding region runs from base 184 to 1902 and encodes 572 amino acids. The record is from RefSeq and is a predicted model, not a curated record. NCBI's taxonomy places the organism in Eukaryota, Viridiplantae, Streptophyta, Magnoliopsida, Brassicales, Brassicaceae. The transcript has 2 exons. Gene Ontology annotation, biological process: RNA modification. Gene Ontology annotation, molecular function: zinc ion binding; protein binding; RNA binding.
ACAUUUUGCUUAGUCCUAUAACAGAACUUUAAUUUAAACUCUUUUUUGUACGCUAAUUAUUUAUCAAGUAAGUAAAAUUUCCAAAUUUUCAGAAAAUAUAUAAGGGUUUUAAUUCAAAUCAAAGUGGUUUUGCGAGGGACUGGGAGUGACAAUCAUUGGCAAAAGAAAAAAGAGAGAGAGACGAUGUGCGAGAAAGCUCGAGUGAUAGUGAGAAUGCUACAAGGCUGCAACAGCAUGACCAAACUCCGUAAGAUCCAUUCACACGUCAUCACCAACGGUCUCCAACACCAUCCUCCAAUCUUCGACAACCUCCUCCGCUUCUGCGCCGUCUCGGUCACCGGCUCCUUAUCUCACGCUCUCCUCCUCUUCCAACAUUUCGAUUCCGAUCCACCAACGACGGCUUGGAACUACCUCCUCCGCGGCUUCUCUUCCCUUCUCUUCUACAAUCAAAUGCUCCUCUCCUCCUCUUCACGCCCCGACGUCUACACUUUCAGUUUCGCCCUAAAGGCCUGCGAGAAGCUCCGGUCGGUUCCGAAAUGUCGGGAGAUUCACGGCUCGGUAAUCCGGUCUGGUUUCCACACCGACCACAUCGUCUCCACCGGUCUUGUUCGUUGCUACUCUGCGGUCGGAAACAUUGACAUUGCCUGCAAAGUGUUCGACGAAAUGCCUGCGAGAGACUUGAUCUCUUGGAACGCGAUGAUCUCUUGCCUUUCUCAUGCUGGUUUACACCAUAAAGCGUUGAGUAUGCACAAGAGGAUGGAGAAAGAAGGCGUGGGCAUUGACGCUUACACGCUAGUUGCUCUGCUAUCAUCGUGUGCUCACGUCAGCGCUUUGAAUAUGGGAGUUAUGCUACACAGGAAGGCCUGUGAUGUUCGCUGUGAGGGAAGUGUCUAUGUGGGAAACGCUCUUAUCGAUAUGUAUGCUAAAUGCGGUAGCCUUGAGAACGCUGUUAGCGUCUUCAAUGGGAUGCGUAAGAGAGAUGUUACAACGUGGAACUCGAUGAUUAUGGGUUAUGGAGUUCACGGGAAAGGCAUAGAUGCCAUCUCGUUCUUUAGAGAGAUGGUGACUUUUGGGGUUAGACCCAAUGCCAUUACGUUCCUCGGAUUGUUGUUAGGUUGUAGUCAUCAGGGUUUGGUCAAAGAAGGAGCUGAGCAUUUCAAAAUGAUGAGUUCUGAGUUUUGUCUGAACCCCAAUGUUAAACACUAUGGAUGCAUGGUUGAUCUCUAUGGACGAGCGGGGGAUUUCGAUAAGGCGCUGGAGAUGAUACACGUGUCCUCCUGCCAUGAAGAUCCUGUGUUGUGGAGAACCCUUCUGGGCUCUUGCAAAAUCUACAAGAAUUUGGAACUUGGUGAAGUAGCUAUGAAGAAGCUGGUGCAGCUCAAGGCUUUCAAUGCAGGGGACUAUGUGCUUAUGACUUCUAUAUACUCUGCGGCGAAUGAUGCUCAAGGCUUUGCUAGCACGAGGAAGCUAAUGAGUAGCCAUGAGUUACGGACAGUUCCAGGGUGGAGUUGGAUUGAGAUUGGUGAUCAAGUUCACAAAUUUGUGGUUGAUGACAAAACGCAUCCGGAGUCUGCACUUAUUUACUCAGAACUAAAGGAAGUAGUCCGUCGCGCCGUACUAGCGGGUUACAAGCCAGAGGAGUCAAACGUAACUGGUCCAGGUUUCUCUGAUCGGUGUUUAGGAUCUUCGUUUCACAGUGAAAAGUUGGCUAUUGCUUAUGGAUUGAUGAGAACUCCUGCAGGAACAGCUUUGAGGAUCACAAAGAAUCUUAGAGUUUGCAGAGAUUGUCAUUCGUUUACAAAAUGUGUGUCGAAAGCAUUCAGUAGGGAAAUUAUUGUAAGGGAUAGAGUUCGGUUUCAUCACUUUGCAGGUGGUCUUUGUUCUUGUAACGACUACUGGUGACAACACUGUUCUCGAUUAGCCUAACAAGGUGGAUUAUGCUCUGUGCAAGAUCUACAUGACACCAAGGGGAAUUAAGAAAAAAGCAGAGGAAGAAGAAGAAAGAAGGAGGUGAAGCAUCACAAGAGGUUGAUCAGCCUUGUAAUCCUGCGGUUCAACAGACGCAUCCUCCACAGCGUUACCCGUUUUCAUGUGAUGAGUUUCGUGAGAUGUUUAACUCUGAGAACAACAUCCCAGACGAAGUUGAUGGGGUUUUCACUGGCUCUAUUGAUCUAAGCCAACUGGAUGAAGACACAGAGUCCAACAACAGCUCUGAUUUGAAGAAACCUUCAAAGAAGGACUGAUCUCGUAUCAGGUCUACGGAGAUCUACACAGAACUUAAUGUAUGGGGUUUUGUUAUCAAUUAGGUUACGUAGAGAACAAGGCAUAGAGAAUACAUCCUUGUGUCAUCUUAGUUUCUAAUUGCUAUGUGUGCACUUCCUUCAUCACAAUGUUCUCCGGAACCAAGUGAAGAUCAUCUUUCCUCUAA